Apodemus sylvaticus (European woodmouse) is the source of this 2512-nucleotide messenger RNA. It is a transcript of the gene P2ry12, whose product is annotated as purinergic receptor P2Y12. The record is from RefSeq and is a predicted model, not a curated record. Bases 498 to 1541 code for a protein of 347 amino acids. The transcript has 3 exons. Gene Ontology annotation, biological process: blood coagulation; G protein-coupled receptor signaling pathway. Gene Ontology annotation, cellular component: membrane. Gene Ontology annotation, molecular function: G protein-coupled purinergic nucleotide receptor activity. NCBI's taxonomy places the organism in Eukaryota, Metazoa, Chordata, Mammalia, Rodentia, Muridae.
UUCUUCAGCUGAUGCCUAGCUUCGUCACGCUCUUUGCCGACUCCAUAGAGAAGGAUUGUGCGCUGGUUACAUUCAUGAUUUGAAGAUUCAUCCUGAAAAACAGCAAUAGCCUGUGAAGCCAGCUUGCAGGGCUGGGGGUACAUUUUUCACUCCUGAAACACACUAACCACAACCUCUCCAUGCCUGCUUGGGGGAGUGGCAUCUACUUACUUGGCAACUCACCUCCACCGGCACCACCCCUUGUUUUUCCAGUUUGGAACAUGCUAAAGUAAAAAUAAUAAACGCGCCAGCCGACCUGAAGCAUUUGAUGUGGGCGUACCCUACAGAAACCCUCAAGGCUGCACCGCUGAAAUCUCAGCAGAUGCUCUAUCACGGAGGGCUAUGGCAACUGAACCAAGUCACUGAGAGGAAAGCAACAGAGGCCAGUCUGCAAGUUCUCCUAACUAGUAUUACUGGAGACACUCAUAUCCUUCAGAGUCAACAGAAUAACCAGGACCAUGGAUGUGCCUGGAGUCAACACCACCUCAGUCAAUAGCACCUUCUCCCCUGGGACCAGCACCCUGUGCAGCAGAGACUACAAGAUCACCCAGGUGCUCUUCCCACUGCUCUACACCAUCCUGUUCUUUGCUGGGCUCAUCACAAACAGCUUGGCAAUGAGGAUUUUCUUUCAGAUCCGCAGCAAAUCCAACUUCAUCAUUUUUCUUAAGAACACAGUCAUCUCUGAUCUUCUCAUGAUUCUAACUUUCCCGUUCAAAAUUCUUAGUGAUGCCAAACUGGGAGCAGGGCCUCUGAGAACCCUGGUGUGCCAAGUUACUUCAGUCACAUUUUAUUUUACAAUGUAUAUCAGUAUAUCGUUCCUGGGAUUGAUAACCAUUGACCGCUACCUAAAGACCACCAGGCCAUUUAAAACUUCCAGCCCCAGCAAUCUCUUGGGUGCGAAGAUUCUUUCCGUUGUCAUCUGGGCCUUCAUGUUCUUACUCUCACUGCCUAACAUGAUUCUUACCAACAGGAGGCCAAAAGAUAAGAACAUAACGAAAUGUUCUUUCUUAAAGUCGGAGUUUGGUCUGGUCUGGCACGAAAUAGUCAAUUACAUCUGCCAGGUCAUUUUCUGGAUUAAUUUUUUAAUUGUCAUUGUUUGCUACAGCCUCAUUACAAAAGAACUCUAUAGGUCUUACAUCAGGACAAGGGGUUCAGCCAAAGCGCCCAAGAAAAAGGUGAACGUCAAGGUCUUCAUCAUCAUCGCCGUGUUCUUUGUCUGUUUCGUUCCCUUCCAUUUCGCACGGAUUCCCUACACGCUGAGCCAAACCCGGGCUGUCUUUGACUGCAGCGCCGAGAACACCCUGUUCUACGUGAAGGAGAGCACCCUCUGGCUGACGUCCCUGAAUGCCUGCCUUGAUCCAUUCAUCUACUUUUUUCUUUGCAAGUCUUUCAGGAAUUCCUUGACAAGCAUGCUAAGGUGCUCAAAGUCUGCAUCAACAUCUGGGGCAAACAAGAACCUGGGACAGGAGGGCAGAGAGCCAAGCGAGGAGACGCCAAUGUAGAAUGUUACCCCAGGGGCCGCUUCAGUCUUUAGUGUCCAGACGCCUCCAAGGGAAAUCACUGCACACUAUAGUAACAUUCACUAAAAAGAAGCUGAGUUAAUGACUCUUUAAAUAAGCAAUGAUGUAAGAAAAUAAUUUUUAACUACUUUCCCCGUACAUAUAUAGGGGGAAAAAAAUCCUAGUCUGCAGGUAUAUCAUAAAGUGAACUGUAUCCCAUCGCUAUACUGCAGGCAAACCACAUACAUACAUACAAAAAGAAAUGUAACAAUUUAUCUGGUUUCUACAAAAUUAGCAACAUGAAAUGUAAUAUCCACUGUCAUUUUAAGAUUAAUAUUACCAAUCACAAUAUUAUUUUUGUAAUAAGUGAGAGAUUAUGCUUGAUCUGAUACACCAAACACAGUAAUCAACAACUUUCCAUUUACAACAAAGAUAACAACAAAACCAAAGGGACUUAAAUCAAAUGAAAUGACAAUGGAUAGCGCCUGAAUUAUUUUAAACACCUAUCAAGAUGGUAGAGGUUUGACCGGUGAAUCUUACCAUAAAUAACAGACGUGAUGAAUGAAAUGAUUAACCUAACAUGAGUAAACUUUCAUAACAUUCUAAUAUUAAAAAAAAUUACUACUUUCUUAACGCUAAAGAACCCAAUUUUACUAAGGGUCUGAGUUUACUGGGCACAGUGCCAUUAUCGGUACGUAUCUGCUAACUAGCUUCAGAAAUGCCUGCUGCUUGGAUAACCAGCACACAUCUUAGUAAGAAAAUGUAAGUAACUAUAAUUAUCAAAUCACACAUCACAUCUACCAAUAAGGAAGUGAUUGAACUACUUGGGAUUACCUGUUCAUAAUCAUGUGUGUAACAUUAAAAAUGCAUUUAUUCUGUAUCAUUCUAUUUUGUUGGAAUUUCUUAGUUCAAAAUUGUUAGAUACGAUGGUCCAACCUUCCUUGCCUCCAUUAAACAGUAAAUGUAUUUAAGAA